AGUGAUGCUGUAGCCACCGCAGGCAAAUGCAUCCUGAAAUUGAUUCUGAGCAGUUCUGACUGGUGAGAGCUGCCACGGACGGGUUAGAGCUGGUCCAGGUCCUGCCAUGCCCGUCCCACUGCUCCCGUUGGUGCUUCGAUCGCUGCUCUCGCGCCUGCUGCUGCCUGUUGCCCGCCUGGCCCGCCAGCACCUCCUACCCUUGCUGCGCCGGCUGGCCCGCCGACUGAGCUCCCAAGACAUGAGAGAAGCUUUGCUAAGCUGUCUGCUGUUUGUCCUCAGCCAGCAACAGCCACCGGAUUCUGGAGAGGCCUCCAGAGUGGACCACUCCCAGAGGAAGGAGAGAUUGGGCCCCCAGAAGUGAGGCUUUGGGUCCUGGAAACAGCAAAAGUCCAUCGAAGUACUGUUGGAGCUGGUUAGUCCAGGCAUCAGCACGGACUGCAGAAUGCCCAGUGGGCGAAGACAGGGCUGAAUGCAGGAGGGUUCUGACCCGAACAGCUCCCAGUCCCCUAGCACCUAGCAGACUACAGAGUGUUGAUUGCCCUUCCUCCUGGGGCAGCUCCUUCUGCCUUAUCUCUGGCCUCCAGGGUGGGCCUGCAAAUGGAGUAUCAAGGUCAGUUAAAGUCGAUUCAAGACUGUUUAGCUAAGAGGUGGUAUUUAAACCCAACCUGUCCAGUCUACCUUAAAAGAAUAUCUUGCUUCCCUUUAGAGACCGAGUACUUUCAAAGCUUAGUAUGCAGCAAGUUAGUCAAUAAAUGACAGUGUGUUGUUAUUGG
Molecule: messenger RNA, 773 nt
Organism: Arvicanthis niloticus (Nile rat)
Lineage: Eukaryota; Metazoa; Chordata; Mammalia; Rodentia; Muridae
Source: RefSeq, a predicted model, not a curated record